AGAGGGCGGUCCGGACCCAAGUCUGCAGCGGCGCCAUUGGCGUGUGGAAAAUGCCACCAGAUGGCGGGUUAGGAUUGCAGCUCCGUUGAAGGCGCGGCCCCCGCUCCCGAACCCCCGGCGACCACCUCGUAAACCCCCCCCACAUCGGGAAUAACACACCGGAGACUUUUGGGGGGAAACUAGGUCGACGGCCGGCAGCGCCCGGAUGGGCAGCUGAGGAACCCCUUUAAGAUUGUUUCAAAAGUUUUGAGUUGUACAGAACUUCAUUAUUUUGCUGUAUUGUGGAACAACAUCAACAAUGAUUACUUCAGAGUUACCAGUGUUACAGGAUUCAACUAAUGAAACUACUGCCCAUUCUGAUGCUGGCAGCGAACUUGAAGAAACAGAGGUCAAAGGAAAAAGAAAAAGGGGUCGUCCUGGCCGGCCUCCAUCUACAAAUAAGAAACCUCGAAAAUCUCCAGGGGAGAAGAGCAGAAUUGAAGCUGGAGUUAGAGGAACAGGACGUGGAAGAGCUAAUGGGCACCCUCAGCAGAAUGGUGAAGGGGAGCCUGUCACAUUAUUUGAGGUGGUGAAACUGGGGAAAAGUGCAAUGCAGUCCGUGGUGGACGACUGGAUUGAAUCAUAUAAACAAGACAGGGACAUCGCACUUCUGGAUUUAAUCAACUUUUUUAUCCAGUGUUCAGGAUGUCGAGGUACUGUGAGAAUAGAGAUGUUUCGAAAUAUGCAGAAUGCAGAAAUCAUCAGAAAAAUGACUGAAGAAUUUGAUGAGGACAGUGGUGAUUAUCCCCUUACCAUGCCUGGACCCCAGUGGAAAAAAUUUCGUUCAAACUUUUGUGAAUUUAUUGGAGUCCUGAUUCGACAGUGUCAAUAUAGCAUAAUUUAUGAUGAGUAUAUGAUGGACACAGUAAUCUCCCUUUUGACUGGUUUGUCAGACUCCCAGGUCAGAGCUUUUAGACAUACAAGUACCCUUGCUGCCAUGAAGCUCAUGACUGCUUUGGUGAAUGUUGCCUUAAACCUCAGUAUUCAUCAGGACAAUACACAGAGACAGUAUGAAGCUGAGAGAAAUAAAAUGAUUGGGAAGAGAGCCAAUGAAAGAUUGGAGUUACUACUUCAAAAACGGAAAGAGCUACAAGAAAAUCAGGAUGAAAUUGAAAAUAUGAUGAAUUCUAUUUUUAAGGGUAUAUUUGUUCAUAGAUACCGUGAUGCUAUUGCUGAGAUUAGAGCCAUUUGUAUUGAAGAGAUUGGAGUAUGGAUGAAAAUGUAUAGUGAUGCCUUCCUAAAUGACAGUUACCUAAAAUAUGUUGGCUGGACUCUUCAUGACAGGCAAGGGGAAGUCAGGCUAAAGUGUUUGAAAGCCCUACAGAGCCUAUAUACCAAUAGAGAAUUAUUCCCCAAAUUGGAGCUGUUCACUAACCGAUUCAAGGAUCGCAUUGUAUCAAUGACACUUGAUAAAGAAUAUGAUGUUGCUGUAGAAGCUAUUCGACUGGUUACUCUGAUACUUCAUGGAAGUGAAGAAGCCCUUUCUAAUGAAGACUGUGAAAAUGUUUACCAUUUGGUAUACUCAGCACAUCGUCCUGUUGCUGUGGCAGCUGGAGAGUUCCUUCACAAAAAGUUGUUUAGCAGACAUGACCCACAAGCAGAAGAAGCAUUAGCAAAGAGGAGAGGAAGGAACAGUCCUAAUGGGAACCUCAUUAGGAUGCUUGUUCUUUUUUUUCUUGAAAGUGAGUUACACGAACAUGCAGCCUACUUGGUGGACAGUUUGUGGGAGAGCUCUCAAGAACUGUUGAAAGACUGGGAAUGUAUGACAGAGUUGCUAUUAGAAGAACCUGUUCAAGGAGAGGAAGCUAUGUCUGACCGUCAAGAGAGUGCACUAAUAGAGCUAAUGGUUUGUACAAUACGUCAAGCUGCUGAAGCACAUCCUCCAGUGGGAAGAGGUACCGGCAAGAGAGUCCUAACUGCCAAAGAAAGAAAAACUCAAAUUGAUGAUAGAAACAAAUUGACUGAGCAUUUUAUUAUAACACUUCCUAUGUUGUUAUCAAAGUAUUCUGCAGAUGCGGAAAAGGUAGCAAACUUGCUACAAAUUCCACAGUAUUUUGAUCUAGAAAUCUACAGCACAGGUAGAAUGGAAAAGCAUCUGGAUGCUUUGUUAAAACAGAUUAAAUUUGUUGUGGAGAAACAUGUAGAAUCAGAUGUUCUAGAAGCCUGCAGUAAAACCUAUAGCAUCUUAUGCAGUGAAGAAUAUACCAUCCAGAACAGAGUUGACAUAGCUCGGAGCCAGCUGAUUGAUGAGUUUGUAGACCGGUUCAAUCAUUCUGUGGAAGACCUGUUGCAAGAGGGUGAAGAAGCUGAUGAUGAUGAUAUUUACAAUGUUCUAUCCACCUUAAAGCGAUUAACUUCUUUCCAUAAUGCUCAUGAUCUCACAAAAUGGGAUCUGUUUGGUAAUUGCUACAGAUUAUUGAAGACUGGAAUUGAACAUGGAGCUAUGCCAGAACAGAUAGUCGUACAGGCACUGCAAUGUUCCCAUUACUCGAUUCUUUGGCAGUUGGUGAAAAUUACUGAUGGUUCUCCUUCCAAAGAGGAUUUGUUGGUAUUGCGGAAAACAGUGAAAUCCUUUUUGGCUGUUUGCCAACAGUGCCUAUCUAAUGUUAAUACUCCAGUGAAAGAACAGGCUUUCAUGUUACUCUGUGAUCUAUUGAUGAUUUUUAGCCACCAGUUAAUGACAGGUGGCAGAGAGGGCCUUCAGCCUUUGGUGUUUAAUCCAGAUACAGGACUUCAGUCUGAACUGCUGAGUUUCGUGAUGGAUCAUGUUUUCAUUGACCAGGAUGAGGAGAAUCAGAGCAUGGAGGGUGAUGAAGAAGAUGAAGCUAAUAAAAUCGAGGCCUUACAUAAAAGAAGGAAUCUACUUGCUGCCUUCAGCAAACUUAUCAUUUAUGAUAUUGUUGACAUGCAUGCAGCUGCAGACAUCUUUAAACACUACAUGAAGUAUUACAAUGACUACGGUGAUAUUAUUAAGGAAACACUAAGUAAAACCCGGCAGAUUGAUAAAAUUCAGUGUGCCAAGACUCUCAUUCUCAGUUUGCAGCAGUUGUUUAAUGAACUUGUUCAAGAGCAAGGUCCCAACCUCGACAGGACAUCUGCCCAUGUCAGUGGCAUUAAAGAAUUGGCUCGGCGCUUUGCUCUUACAUUUGGACUGGACCAAAUCAAGACACGAGAAGCAGUCGCCACCCUUCACAAGGAUGGCAUAGAGUUUGCCUUUAAAUACCAGAAUCAGAAAGGACAAGAAUAUCCACCUCCUAACCUGGCUUUUCUUGAAGUACUAAGUGAAUUUUCUUCUAAACUUCUCCGACAGGACAAAAAGACUGUUCAUUCAUACCUAGAGAAAUUCCUUACUGAGCAGAUGAUGGAAAGGAGGGAAGAUGUGUGGCUUCCACUCAUCUCCUACAGAAAUUCAUUAGUCACUGGGGGUGAAGAUGAUAGAAUGUCUGUGAACAGUGGAAGCAGCAGCAGCAAAACUUCCUCAGUAAGAAAUAAGAAAGGACGACCUCCACUUCACAAAAAAAGAGUAGAAGAUGAAAGUCUGGAUAACACAUGGCUAAACAGAACAGACACCAUGAUUCAGACUCCUGGCCCCCUGCCAGCCCCACAGCUUACUUCCACUGUGCUGCGAGACAAUAGCCGGCCCUUGGGAGAACAGAUUCAAGAACCUGAGUCUGAACAUGGUUCUGAACCAGACUUUUUACACAAUCCACAGAUGCAGAUCUCUUGGUUAGGCCAGCCGAAGUUAGAAGACCUGAAUCGGAAGGACAGAACAGGAAUGAACUACAUGAAAGUGAGAACUGGAGUAAGGCAUGCUGUUCGGGGUCUAAUGGAAGAAGAUGCUGAGCCCAUCUUUGAAGAUGUGAUGAUGUCAUCCCGAAGCCAAUUAGAAGAUAUGAAUGAAGAAUUUGAAGACACCAUGGUUAUUGAUCUGCCUCCAUCAAGAAAUCGGCGAGAGAGAGCUGAACUGAGGCCAGACUUCUUUGACUCUGCAGCUAUCAUAGAAGAUGAUUCAGGAUUUGGAAUGCCUAUGUUCUGAAAUCUAAAGAAAAUUUACAAAUCUGGAACUCUAUUAUUUAGAGCUAGAGGCCUAUAUACUGUGAUAGCUUCUAUGGGGAAAAAACACUUUUGAUGUGAUCUGAUUUGUUUUUUAAUCAAAUGAUUAAGGUCAAUCCCUUUUUGCAGUGUGACAGAGAAGAGGAGCAUGUAAAUUACCCAAGGAAGUGUUGGUGAAUGUCACCUCAUAAAGACUGAUCCAAAAAAUCAUUUGUGUCCUAAUAUUGGACUUAUCUCAGUACAGAUGUGUGUUUUUCUGGAGGGAGGAAGAAAUUUUAAAUUUUUAAAACAACUGUCAAGAUAAAAACACUGUUAUACACCUGUUUUAUGAAAACUCAACAUUGAGUAAAAAAAAUAUUUUUAACUUUAUUUUCCUGUUGUACAAUUUAAAAACCGUUUUAACAUUUUGCCUUUUUAUGUUUUAAAAGCUAACCAUUUUUAUUAAACCUAUGAGUAAGCAGCUUAUCCUAAUUGCCGAAGAGUGUUUUUGGAGCUCACUGGAUUUGGUUGACCUUGUGAACACAGAAACAUGAAAGAACAGAACACUGACAAGCUAAGAUGAAAUUUUGACAUCGUGCAUCUCUGCCAAAAACCACACACCCUCUGUGAAUAUGGAUAUGAAUUCCCAGAUUUUAUAUACUCUUGAAUAAAAAGGUUUAUUUUUAUUUAUAAGUGGGCAUAAAAUAAGAAAUGUCCAUGCAGCCAUUUUUCCAACAGAUGCUGUACACCAUUCAUUUUAUAUAGAAUAGGGAGAUUCAAAUACAGUGCAUUUUCUAUUGGUAUUUGUUCUGUGCAUUUUUAGCAACUUCUACCAGCAAAUAAAGUAUUCUCAGUAAAAUAAAACUGGUUCUCAAGUUAUCAGUUCGCUGUUUUUACCACUUAUAUUUCAUGCCCUGCCAAAUUCAGGCUACACAGAUUUCCAUUUUCUUACAAAGAUAAUCAUGAGGAAAUCCUCUAACAUUCAAAAGUAAUUUAAGUGUAACAUAACUGUGUCUACUUCCCAUGCACUUAAUGCCCUUAUUCGCUAAUUUUGUGAAUUAAGUUUGCCAAUUAUAGAAGUAUGUGCCGCAUAUAAGUCUGUGCUUUAGAGGAUGAAGUUCCUAAGCUUACCUUGAAAUACAGCUUACAUUUCAGUGUUAAAUGUGCAUAGAAGAAUAAUUCUUUGGGGGUAAGAAAUUAUGAAUCUUCAGGAACAGUCUUCAAUGGUUUAGAGAUACAGUCUGCUUAGGUUUUUUUUUUUUUUUUAAGACUUGCUGCUAUUGUUAUAAAAGCCCAUAUAGUUUCUUCCUAAUUUUUAAUGUUAAGUCU
This is a messenger RNA of Heterocephalus glaber (naked mole-rat), 5400 nucleotides long. It is a transcript of the gene Stag1, whose product is annotated as STAG1 cohesin complex component. Gene Ontology annotation, cellular component: nucleus; chromatin; cohesin complex. Lineage: Eukaryota; Metazoa; Chordata; Mammalia; Rodentia; Bathyergidae. Gene Ontology annotation, biological process: sister chromatid cohesion. Gene Ontology annotation, molecular function: chromatin binding. The record is from RefSeq and is a predicted model, not a curated record.